AUGGGGGAGUGGAAAAAGAGGCCGCUGCUGCUGCAGCAACUGGUGGUGCCAGUGGCGGUGCAUAUCCGGCUGUUGGCAGGGCUGUCUCUUGUGUUGCAGAGACAGCAGGGGGGGACUCGGCACAUCUGGCUGGGAGAGCUUGGACGGGGAGAGAGGGAAGCGGGGGUUGGGGCGAGGGGGGACGGGAAGGCGGGAGUUCCCCUGGGGGGGGCGGAGGGGCAGGCGGGGGGGGUGAGGGGAAAGGCGAAGAGUGGGCCGCUGUUGGGCGACAAGGCUGCAGCAGCAGCCGGGGUGAUUGUAGUGGACCAGUUCUUGGUGAAGGACGAUGCAGAGCGGCAUGCAGGCGCCAAGGCAUCUCGUGUGGGGAAGCUGCCAUCGCGCUUCACAUUCGAGACUGCAAACGACCCAUCGGAUUUCGAGGACGGCUCUCCUCUCCCUGCUGCUGCCUAUACACACCCCUCUGGGACCUCCUCCCUCCCGGCCACUGCUGCUGCUCCCGCCACCACCUCUGCUGCUUCUCUUCCUGCCGACAACCCCCCUGCUGCUGCUGCCGCCGCCGCCAUUACUGCUGGUGCCGUUGCUGGUGCUGAUUCCGGUUCUGCCCCAGCUGCCCGUACGGGUGGUUCUGUUGCUGCGCCUGCUGCCUUGUCCGUAAACACAGGAGGUGCAUCUGGUGCAGGCUCAUUUGCUGCUUCCCUUUCAAGCAGAGGCGCUCCUCCUGUGAAGACCUAUUCCGGCCAGAUACAGCCUGCACCAGGUACGCCCUCCCCACAUGAGUCCACAGGGGGCGGGGGCUUUACUGUUCAUAGAGGCCCAGGUGGAACCACAGGCAGGUUCACAGAGGUGCGGGAGGGGCGAGGGAGAGAGGAGGGGGGAAAGGAGGAGAGGUGGGGGGUGGAGCGGGUGAGAGAGGAGGAGAGGGAGCGGAGGAGAGAUGAAAGGGGGAAGGUGGAGAGGGGGAGAGAGGAGAAGGGGAAGGAGGAGAGGGGGAGAGAGGAGCGAGCGAGAGAGGAGAGAGUGAGGGGAGAGCGAGGGAAGGAGACACGGACGAGAGAUGAGAAGGCGGGCCCGAGGGAAGGAGGGGUGCUUUCCCGUGAACUGGGGAAGCCUAAGGAGGAGAGGGUGCGAGAGGAGAAGAGGAGGGAGGAGAGGAGGGAGGAGAGGAGCAAGGAGGGAGGUGGGUCCAGGGAAUUGAGAGGGCGGGAGGAGAAGGGGAAAGAGGAGAGGGGAGGAGGGGGAGCAGGAGGAGGAGGAGUAGGAGGAGGAGGAGGAGGAGGAGGAGGAGGAGGAGGAGGAGGAGGAGGAGGAGGAGGAGGAGGAGGGGGAGGAGGAGGAGGAGGAGGAGGAGGAGGAGGAGGAGGAGGAGGAGGAGGAGGAGGAGGAGGAGGAGGAGGAGGAGGGGGUGGGGGAGGGGCAGGAGGAGGAGGGGGAGCAACAGUGGCAGGGCGGGCAGGCGUGCAGCAGAAGGGGCGGUUCUCAGUGACGACAGACGACUCGGACGACGAGGAGGAGAGCAUGGGCCUGGCGCCCAUUGUGCUGCGCAGCUCGCUCAUGCAACGCCCGCCAGGCCAACAACAGCCGGCUGCUGGAGGGGGCAUAGUGCCGCCCAACCGCCCUCCCACGCCCUCCCAUGGGGCGCCUGCUGCUGCUGCUGGGUCCUCCCACCUCCCUUCCUUCAGAAAGGAUUCCAUGGCGUCUGCAAGCGGGCCGCUGUCCGCUGCAGCAGCACCCUCCCCUCGUACCUCCUCCACAUCCUCCUCCUCCUCGGGCCCCCUCCCCUCCCUCCACUCCUCGUCCUCCUCCUCCUCCCUCAUCUCUGCUGCUCCCCUCACUCCCUCAAAAGGGAAUCCAAUUGCGUCUGUGCCAGGGGCAGCAGCAGCAGCAGCAGGGACAGGGACAGGGGCAGCAAGAGUGGGUACAGCAGCGGCUGUAGCAGCAGCAGGGGCGGGUGGAUUGGUGAAGGUGCAGCUGGGGCAGCAGGGCACUCGGCGGACUUCAGUGCAGGUCUCCUCCUCUCCCACUUCGGCCCACUCCACUCCCACAACACCAGCUGCAGCAGCAGCACCAGCAGCAGCAGGUGGGGGAGCAGGUUCAGGGUUGCUUGUGACUCCUCGCACGAGGAGACACCUCAACGCACAGCAGCAGCAGCAGCAAAGCCUGCUACAAAGGCAGCAGCUGCAGAACCAGCAGCAGCAAAUGCAGCUUCUGUUGCAGCAGCAGCAGCAGCAGCAGCAGCAGCAGCAGCAGCAGUUGUUGCAUCGGCGGUCGUCCGUCUCAUCGUCUCGCACCCAGCCAUCGAGCCCGUCUGUGGCGUCCCUCAGGCCAGUGAAGGGUGUCGUCCUUUCCUCCUCCUCCUUCUCCUCCGCCUCCCUCGCUCGCUCCCUGCUGCCGCCCUCCUCCAUGCCCUCCCUCUCCUUCAUGCUCCAAAGCAUAUCAAACCAGCCGUCCAGUCGGGCCUCCCUGCCAUCGGUGCACUCGCUGCCCUCCACCAUCCUCUCUGCGCCUGCUCGCUCCUCUGCCUCCUCUGCCUCUGCUGUCUCCGAUGCUCUUAUUGUGGUUCCCCACUUGAGAGCGUUACUCAGGCAUGCUUCGGAGCAGCAGGAGGUGCUCUUCACACUCAUCAAAGAGCUCUCAGACGCACAUCCAGAGAUUAAGAAUCCAGAGCAGUCAGCAGCGCUGCUGGGAGGCAUCAAGGUGGAGCUGCCAUCAGAGAGGGAGCGCGAGCUGAUGCAGCAGAUAGCGGAGAUGAGGUGCAAGGUGGCCACGCUGGUGGAUAAUGUUAUCACCUACCGCAAGCGCAACGCGCAGUUAGAGAAGCAGGUGGCGGCAUUUCAGCAGAGGAAGGAGGAGAGAGAAAGGCAGGGCGUGGUGCUGAGACGAGGGAGGUGA
This is a messenger RNA of Closterium sp. NIES-65, 2889 nucleotides long. The record is from the annotation of a GenBank genome assembly. Lineage: Eukaryota; Viridiplantae; Streptophyta; Zygnematophyceae; Desmidiales; Closteriaceae.